GCUACGCUUCAUGUCCUUUUGCUCUCACAAAGGUAAUAAUCCUCAGCCUGUGGGCCCUAAGUCAGAUCUUUCUCCAUUUGAACUUUUUCAUUAUGUCACUCCAGGAGCAUACGUCCUAUAUUUCUGGUGAAGAUAGGAUUACAAAGGUAUUGGUACAGCGGUAUUACUCAAUCAGGCCCUCUCUCCUCAGUCAUCAGGUUAUAACACUAUUAUCGCACCAUCUUGGCUUCCUCUUAACCAAUCCCCUCGUUACAGAAAGUCCAGGUCACUGGAGCAUUUACCCUAAAUUCAAUGACGAGGGUGUCGACAUCCAACACCAAAAUGGUUUUGUCGCGACGUAUCGCCAAAACGGCACUGAAUGAUUGGUCGGAAAAAUACCUUGACGGGUAAAUCCUUAAAAUUUGUACCAAGCGGGCUCCUCUUUCGGUUCGCGAGACUGUGGAGUUGAAGGAUCUUCUAUAGCGUUGACGGGACAAAAAUCGCAAAGCUUGUUACAAAUAGAAUAGAAUACAGUGAAUAAAUUAC
Messenger RNA from Trichoderma harzianum CBS 226.95, 525 nucleotides. RefSeq lists its product as hypothetical. The coding region runs from base 93 to 362 and encodes 89 amino acids. The transcript has 2 exons. Lineage: Eukaryota; Fungi; Ascomycota; Sordariomycetes; Hypocreales; Hypocreaceae. The record is from RefSeq and is a predicted model, not a curated record.